AUGUCACAAUCGUGUCUGAAGAAGGACUUCAUUUCGGUCUUUUACAGCGGAGGAAGCAAACCUCUGAACGACUGGAGAGCGAGCGCUCUGCAGACAGGACACGGCAAAAUUAUCACAGACCAGCAAAUCAGGGGCUUCGUCCUGGAGCUGAUCAGCACAAAUGUCUCCACGGCCUUCAUCGAGACCCCAAAACAUCCGGAAGAGUCAUUAAAUAUUGAUUGGCCCUUCGUGACGCUUCAAUUAAAGAAUCUCAAGCGAUUCUUUGCAUUCGAAAUUCAGAUCCUCGACGAUCAAGGCAUCAGAAGGAGGCUCAAUUUCGCCAACUACCAGAGCAGGUCCAAAGUCAGCAUGUUCUGUACGCAAAUGCCGCUCUUCCUUGCGCCCGGAUGGAAUCAAAUUCAACUCAAUCUCGCAGAGUACAUUCGUCGAGCAUACAGGACGAAUUACAUCCAGACAGUUGGCAUAAGAAUCCAUGCCAACACGCGAUUGAGAAGGAUCUUCUUCACGCAGAAACUCUUCCCGGACGAGAUAAAACCUUCAUGCUUUCGCCUCAAGAUCUUUACACCAAUGACAACCCUCCGUGAGAGAUUAAGGAAUUCUACAGAUGAUAAACCACAGAGACAGCUUCCGGCAAGUCCCAAAUCAACAACAUCAGCAAAUUCGAGAUAAAUUUGGAAGUAUUUUGAAGAAAUUGCAGAAAUAAAAUGUAAGAAAACAUGGCGUAAUUUCGGGAGUGAUGAAAUUCACACGUAAAUUGAUUGUUAUACAUUUCUGUACAAAUUACUUGCCGUCGUUACUGGAGAUUAUUAAUAUAGAUUCAU
This is a messenger RNA of Phlebotomus argentipes, 821 nucleotides long. RefSeq names its product cilia- and flagella-associated protein 20-like. NCBI's taxonomy places the organism in Eukaryota, Metazoa, Arthropoda, Insecta, Diptera, Psychodidae. Gene Ontology annotation, cellular component: motile cilium; ciliary basal body. The coding region runs from base 1 to 669 and encodes 222 amino acids. The record is from RefSeq and is a predicted model, not a curated record. Gene Ontology annotation, biological process: regulation of cilium beat frequency involved in ciliary motility; positive regulation of cell motility; cilium assembly. The transcript is spliced from 2 exons.